CCUCCCUCCUCCCCUCCCUUUUUUUUUCAUCAUGGAGUGGCAACCGCAGGAUGAGCCAUUGGGCCAGUUGGCCUGCUGUCUCAGGGAUUCUCUGAACGGUUUCGAUCGCUCGGCUCAAAAACAGGCCGAACAGAUGCUAGUACAAGCAACUUCCUCUCCAGACUAUGUCAACUAUAUUACCUACCUCUUCUGCACUGCACAGCCCCCUUCGCAUCUCGGUAUGAACGAGGAAACCUAUAACCUGGUCCGUUUCGCCGCAGCCGUGAACCUCAAGACCAAGAUCCGCGUCGCCUAUGCCACAAUUCCUCAGACCUCUCUCACCUAUAUUCGAUCAGCGACUCUGACCAGUCUACGCGACAACAAUUCACAAGUCCGGAACUUCGCCGGUACGAUCAUCACAGAGUUGGUUCAACAAGCUGGAUUGUUGGCAUGGCCGGAUGUCCUGAACGAGCUGCUGGCGCUGGUCGAGAAUUCUGGAAACGUAUCGAGCUUCGCUCAGGAGGCAGCCAUGUCCGCUCUCGCCAAGGUCUGCGAAGAUAAUCGCAAGAUCUUGGAUCGCGAUUACCAAGGACAGUGUCCGCUCGACGUAAUCAUCCCGAAGCUGCUCGAGUUCACCUCCAACCAGAGCGCCAAGGUCCGUUCGAUGGCCCUCCGCACAAUCCACGUCUUCCUUCCCCACCGACCCAAGGCGCUUGUCGCCUCCCUGGAUUUGUUCCUGUCGCAGCUGUUCCAAUUGGCCAAUGAUUCUAGCACAGAUGUCCGCCGGACGGUGUGUCAGACCUUCGCCCAACUUGUGGAUUUCGCCCCGGAGAAAUUGGUUCCGCACAUGGAAGGGCUGGUCAACUAUAUCAUCAUGCAACAGAGCAAUCAGGAGGAUCCGGAGCUCGCCCUCGAUGCAGCGGAGUUCUGGCUGGUUGCGGGUGAACAAGUGAAACUGCAGCAACCACUAGCCCCGCAUAUGUCCCAGAUCGUGCCCGUCUUGCUGCGGAGUAUGGUUUAUGAUGAAGACGAGGCCAACCGCUUGGCGGCAGAGGGCGAGGAUGCGGAGGAAGAAGAUCGCGAUCAAGAUCUUAGACCUCAGUUUGCGAAGUCGAAAGGCGCUCGUCUGGAUACUUCUAAGCCGGACCAGACCAAUGGCAAUCCGGCUCCUGAGGACGAUGACGAUGAGCUGAGCGAGGGUGAGAUCGAGGAUUCGGAGUUUGGAGACGAUCCUGAGGAUGAGUGGACUCUUCGCAAGUGCUCAGCGGCGGCUUUGGACGUGUUUUCCAAUGUCUACCAUGACCCAAUCUUCGAAAUCAUCCUGCCCUAUCUGAUGGAAACCCUUCGUCAUGAACAGUGGACACAGCGCGAAGCUGCUGUUCUGACUUUGGGGGCCGUUGCUGAUGGUUGCAUGAAUGCGGUCACGCCCCAUCUCCCGGAGCUCGUUCCUUAUCUGAUCUCGUGCCUCAAUGAUUCUCAGCCUGUCGUUCGCCAGAUCACUUGCUGGUGCUUGGGACGGUAUUCCGAGUGGGCUUCCCACCUGGCCGACCCUGCGGAAAGGGCCCGCUACUUUGAGCCCAUGAUGGACGGUAUCCUGCGUCGCAUGCUGGAUGGGAACAAGAAGGUUCAAGAGGCAGCUGCAUCGGCUUUUGCAAGCCUUGAGGAGAAGUCCGAUGCCAACUUGAUCCCUUACUGCGAGCCCAUCCUUCAGCAGUUCGUUCAGUGUUUCGGAAAAUACAAGGAUCGGAACAUGUACAUCCUGUACGAUUGUGUGCAGACCCUGGCGGAGUGCGUCAUGGGUGAGUUGGCGCAACCUCAGCUGGUGAACAUCUUGAUGCCUGCUCUUAUCGACCGCUAUAACAAGAUCGCCGACCAGUCUCGGGAGCUUUUCCCUCUGCUCGAGUGCCUUGGGUAUAUUGCCGCCGCUUACGGAGAUGCGUUCGCCCCAUUUGCGCAGCCUCUUUUCCAGCGCUGCAUUAAGAUCAUCUAUGAGAACCUGCAGGAGUAUAUGGCCUCCGUCAGCAACCAGGGAGUCGAGGAGCCUGACAAGGAUUUCUUGGUUACUAGCUUGGACCUUCUGAGCGCAAUUAUCCAGGCGAUCGAUCCGCAGAAGAGCGGUGAACUGGUGGCCAACUCCCAGCCCCGCUUCUUCGAUCUCCUUUGCUUCUGUAUGGAGGACCCGAACUAUGAGGUCCGUCAGUCGUCGUACGCUCUGCUGGGUGAUUGUGCCAUCAACAUCUUCCCCCAACUCGAACCCUUCAUUCCUCAGAUCAUGCCAACUCUGAUCCAGCAACUUGAUCUGGAUACGAUCCGAGAUGACGAUCGGCACACGGGAUUCAGUGUGCUUAACAACGCCUGCUGGUCUUGCGGAGAGAUCGCGGUCAACGAGAAGGCGGCGUUGUCGCCGUACGUCGAGAAGCUGUACCAGAGGCUCUACAUCAUCAUCAACAACGAAGAGAUUAUUGAUUCUGUGAACGAGAACGCUGCGAUGGCGCUGGGUCGGCUGGGAAUCUGCUGCUCGGAUCAACUUGCGCCUCGUCUGAACGAGUACGCUGGCGUCUUCUUGAAGUCGAUGAACAAGAUCGAAUUCACCCGCGAGAAGGCGUCAGCGUUCCUGGGCUUCAACCAAGUAGUCAUGAAGAACCCGCAAGCCAUGGAGUCAUUCCUGGGCGAUUUCUUCCAGGCCAUUGCGGCCUUCCCCAGCAAAUCUUUGAACCAGGAUGACUACCGGGACAUUCAAACAUCUUUCCAGCAGGUUCUGCAAGGCUACAAAAAUAUGAUACCCAACUUCGAUACCUUCCUGUCGCAACUUCCGGCCCACGUUGCCCAGAGACUUCGUUCUGUAUAUCAGAUUUAGAUCUAUAAUUUCUCAUGUUAAUGUCCCAUCUGAAAGUUUCA
Molecule: messenger RNA, 2877 nt
Organism: Aspergillus uvarum CBS 121591
Lineage: Eukaryota; Fungi; Ascomycota; Eurotiomycetes; Eurotiales; Aspergillaceae
Product: putative importin beta-2 subunit
Exons: 3
Coding region: 32-2836 (934 amino acids)
Biological process (GO): protein import into nucleus
Cellular component (GO): nucleus; cytoplasm
Molecular function (GO): nuclear import signal receptor activity; protein binding
Source: RefSeq, a predicted model, not a curated record